Molecule: messenger RNA, 3159 nt
Organism: Scatophagus argus
Lineage: Eukaryota; Metazoa; Chordata; Actinopteri; Scatophagidae
Gene: chrna1
Product: cholinergic receptor, nicotinic, alpha 1 (muscle)
Exons: 10
Coding region: 153-1532 (459 amino acids)
Biological process (GO): monoatomic ion transmembrane transport; signal transduction; chemical synaptic transmission
Cellular component (GO): postsynaptic membrane; neuron projection; synapse
Molecular function (GO): transmembrane signaling receptor activity; acetylcholine-gated monoatomic cation-selective channel activity
Source: RefSeq, a predicted model, not a curated record
CCCACAGUGACUGCUACAGCGUUCGCACGCAUGUCUGCUUCUGUGUAAAGUCAGCUCACAAGCCUGCGAGCUGCUAGCUGGUUAGCAACACGCUAUCAAACGGAUGCUGUAGACUUGAGGGCUUGUUCUCCUAAAAACAGUCUGGUGGAGAUAUGAACCUUUCUCGGGUCCAGAUCUUGCUGGUAUGGACUCUCAGCGUAUUUGCUGGUCCAGUACUCUGCUCCGAGGACGAGACUCGUCUGGUGAAGACCCUGUUUACUGGGUACAACAAAGUGGUUCGUCCAGUGAACCACUUCAGUGAAGUUGUCGUGGUCACUGUGGGACUGCAGCUAAUACAGCUGAUCAGUGUGGAUGAAGUUAACCAGAUUGUGACCAGCAAUGUCCGCCUCAGACAGCAAUGGUUGGAUGUGAACCUGAAGUGGAAUCCAGAUGAUUACGGAGGCAUCAAGAAGAUCAGAGUCCCUUCAACCGACAUCUGGAAACCCGACCUGGUGCUUUACAACAAUGCUGAUGGUGACUUUGCCAUCAUCCAUGAAACUAAAGUCCUGCUGGAGCACACUGGGAUGAUAACAUGGAACCCUCCAGCCAUCUUUAAGAGCUACUGUGAAAUCAUUGUCCUCCAUUUCCCAUUUGACCUGCAGAACUGCAGCAUGAAACUGGGAACCUGGACAUACGAUGGCCUGCUGGUCGUCAUCAACCCGGACAGCGAUCGGCCUGACCUCAGUAACUUUAUGGAGUCGGGUGAAUGGGUGUUAAAGGACUACAGGAGCUGGAAACACUGGGUGUACUACACCUGCUGUCCUGACACACCCUACCUUGACAUCACCUACCAUUUCCUGAUGUUGCGGCUGCCUCUCUACUUCAUUGUCAACGUCAUCAUUCCCUGCAUGCUCUUCUCUUUUCUCACCGGACUGGUCUUCUAUCUGCCCACCGACUCAGGUGAAAAGAUGACUCUGUCCAUCUCCGUCCUGCUGUCUCUGACUGUCUUCCUGCUCGUUAUUGUGGAGCUGAUCCCCUCCACAUCCAGCGCCGUUCCUCUCAUCGGGAAAUACAUGCUCUUCACGAUGGUGUUUGUCAUCGCUUCCAUCAUCAUCACCGUCAUCGUCAUCAACACGCAUCACCGCUCUCCCAGCACACACACCAUGCCCCCCUGGAUCCGCAAGGUCUUCAUCGAAACCAUUCCCAACAUGAUGUUCUUCUCAACAAUGAAGCGUCCCAGCCAGGAGAUCCGGCAGAAGAGGUUGUUCCCCACUGACAUGGACAUCUCUGACAUCUCAGGCAACCCCACCCCCACCAGUGUAACGUACCAGUCUCCCAUUGCUAAAAACCCUGACGUCCGCAGUGCCAUUGAAGGGGUGAAGUACAUCGCUGAGACCAUGAAGGCAGACGAGGAAUCCAACAAUGCAGCAGAGGAGUGGAAGUUCGUCGCCAUGGUUUUGGACCACAUCCUGCUUUGUGUGUUCAUGGCCGUGUGCAUCAUCGGGACGGUUGCCGUCUUUGCUGGUAGACUCAUCGAGCUCAACUCGCUGUAGAGGCCUGAGCCACCGAGAGCACAUGUUGUGUUAUCAGGACGGACGUCAGAGUCGUGUUUGUCAUUGAACUAGUUCAGGUUGUGUUUGCUCUCUUUAUCCCCCCCGUCCCUCACACACAGUUUGAAUUGAUUUUUAAUGCUGUGAAGUUUGUGCGUUUGAGUCUUGUGAUCUCGAUGGGUCAUACUUGAAGAUUAUUCUUGUCACUAACAAUUUUUCUAUUGUAUUAGGUUUUUUUCUACAGUGUUUUAUUGCUCUGGUGGGCUCUCUGAGUGUAUUUUUUGGCAGCUUGAUUUCAGGUGAGAGGAUUUAAUUCAAUGUUACAACAAGAAAAUAAAAACGUCAGACUGUAUAAAUAUUAAUGUCCACCGUGCUGAGGACUAACUGCUACAUUAUUAGAAAACGCGUGCACUUCCUGUUAACAUUGUGAGUGAAUAAAAAAUCCCAUUCCUGUAGGUCAGUCGAGAUCUUCAGCUCAGAGUGAACGUGUAGGUAGAAACUCCAUGUGGUUGUUGGAGGUGAGGGAAGAACAUGUGUUCAGCUCGUUCACAACAGACCUAAUUUAAGUGCAUCCCAGUCCAAUUUAAUUAGCAGUUCUGUAAGUGGAGUCUGGUUGACAACAUGGUCCUGGUCUUUGAGUGAAGGCAAGAUAUUUUCCUGUCUGGAAGUUUUAUUGUCUUGUUCUGCCUGAUACUCAUUUACUUCUGAACUUCCUGUUUAUAUUUAUGAGUCGAGGUUGUGUGCCAACAUUUAUGGGCGAGUGAUUACUUUGUUACUGAUGCAUCUAAAUUCCUCUUAACUCUGUUGUACAGCUUGUCAAGAGCUCAUUUUGAAUGUUAUUUGAUAAAUGUUUCUGACGUUUGUUGAAGGAACUCCAUUCUCAGGCAGUCAUCUCAGAGCUGCCUGAAGCUGCUGCUCCUCCAGAACAGUUUUGAUUUGUCACUUCAUGGGCAUGGAGUUUUUCCACCAGUGACCAUAUACCUGGCAUCAAAAUAGCUGGAAUAAGUGAGGUCAAAUGAUCGUUCCUCAUUUAGGGAACGUGACGUAAGCACAGGUUCGGAUUGUGCCAAAGCAAAUGAAAAGUGAUGUUAACAGAUAAAACAGUGAUAUUUUAAACAAUGGAUGGGAAAAAAUUCCAUGACAUCAGACAUAUCACAGUUGCGGUGUUGCCUGAGUUAACAGCAAGCGGCUGAAGGCAACGUGAUUUAUUUUGCAGCUGUGAUUCCUUAGUUUGGGUUAAUAAUAAUAAUAAUAAUAAAGUUCUGCUGUCCUAUUGAGCUGAUCGUUUUCUGUUUUUGUCAUUUACAUGUAUUUGCAGUUGUCUGUGAGUUAAAUACACAAAAUUAAGAAAAAUCAUGUUCUAUUUAACUCACUUAAUCUAACGAAUUACAGUACAUGGCUUUAGUAUGGCGGAGAGCUUCUGCAAAGGAAGAUCAGUUUCUGAAAUUGUUUUAUUGGAGCUCACAAUCUGAGUUUUUCUGUAGGCUAAAUGUUGCUUUAACAACUGCAAGAAACAGCACAUUUCAGUCUGUGAAGUCUCACUGUGGUUUGUAAUUUAUUUUCAUGAAUAAAAACAUUGUUUAACAAAUUGCCCCAUGGAAGUGGGGGUGUGCUUUGAACAUGUCCAGUU